AUGACCAAGGGCGGUUCUGAAUCCCGCAUUGAUGUUGGAUAUGAUGUUCACAAUCACUUCAUUCCGAACUACGCAGUCAAGUUCGGUGCAGUUGGUGGGUCCACAACGAGAGUCUUCAAUUUUGACAAUGGUAGGACGAGCGAUGCGAACAACUCGAUAGCUAAUCUAGACGACGACAAUGCCGACGGAGACGAUGACGAUGAGAUCUCCGCUCCGGGCAGGCCCAGCCGCAGCGUUGAGCCAACACAUCGAUACUUUCUAUGCAUCACUUCCGAAGCUAGGUGCUGA
Molecule: messenger RNA, 288 nt
Organism: Exophiala mesophila
Lineage: Eukaryota; Fungi; Ascomycota; Eurotiomycetes; Chaetothyriales; Herpotrichiellaceae
Exons: 1
Coding region: 1-288 (95 amino acids)
Source: RefSeq, a predicted model, not a curated record